Messenger RNA from Aspergillus clavatus NRRL 1, 1899 nucleotides. Its product is annotated as phospholipid:diacylglycerol acyltransferase. Gene Ontology annotation, cellular component: perinuclear endoplasmic reticulum; cytoplasm. Gene Ontology annotation, molecular function: phospholipid:diacylglycerol acyltransferase activity. Lineage: Eukaryota; Fungi; Ascomycota; Eurotiomycetes; Eurotiales; Aspergillaceae. The transcript has 3 exons. The coding region runs from base 1 to 1899 and encodes 632 amino acids. Gene Ontology annotation, biological process: triglyceride biosynthetic process; lipid storage. The record is from RefSeq and is a predicted model, not a curated record.
AUGCUCCGCCGUCGCCAGGCCAAGGACGACCAUGUCCAGCCACAACAAGAGCAGCACGAGCAGCAGAAAGACUCGUCCCGCAGCGAAGAACAGGUCUCACCACCGGUUACAGAGAAAAUCAUCGUGAAGGAGAAAGCACCGUCGGAAUCGUUCGUCUACAAACCCCGGAGUAAACGGCGCAAUGGGUUGAUCUUCGCGCUCGGAGGCAUCUUCGGCAUCUUCAUCGCUCUGUUCUUCGCCAACCAGCAGGAUGUGAUCAGUCUCGAGUCACUGAUGGAUUUGAACCUGGAUGCGUUGAUCGAUGUGAUUCCGCAGGGUAUCGUGCGGGAUGCGAGGGAGUUCACCCAACAUGAACGAGACGCAGUCACCUACGACCCCUUCUCCAUCGGCCUCCAGUUACAGGCGCAAGGCAUCGAAGCCAAACAUCCGAUCGUCAUGGUCCCCGGUGUCAUCUCGACCGGUCUCGAGAGUUGGGGCACCAGUCCGUCCUCCCGCCAGUACUUUCGUCGGAGACUCUGGGGCAGUUGGAGCAUGAUGCGCGCACUGGUCCUGGACAAGGCCGAGUGGAAGAAUCACAUCAUGCUUGACAAGGAGACCGGCCUGGAUCCUCCCGGGAUCAAGCUGCGGGCAGCGCAGGGGUUUGAUGCAACCGACUUCUUCAUUACAGGGUACUGGAUCUGGAACAAGAUCCUCGAGAAUCUCGCAUCCAUCGGCUACGACCCGACGAAUGCUUUCACUGCUGCGUACGACUGGCGGCUCUCCUACCCGAACCUGGAGACCCGCGACCAGUAUUUCAGCCGGCUCAAGUCUUACGUCGAGACGGCCGUCCUGGUGAAGGGAGAGAAGGUGACGCUCGCCUCGCAUAGUAUGGGUUCGCAGGUGGUUCUAUACUUCUUCAAAUGGGUAGAGCAUCCGGAGCACGGCAAGGGAGGCCCCGACUGGGUCAAUAGACACAUUGCCAACUGGAUCAACAUCAGCGGCUGCAUGCUGGGCGCCGUCAAGGGGCUGACAGCGGUGCUGUCGGGCGAGAUGCGCGACACCGCGCAGCUGAACGCCUUCGCCGUGUACGGCCUGGAGAAGUUCCUGUCCAAGGAAGAGCGCGCGGAGAUCUUCCGCGCCAUGCCGGGGAUCUCCAGCAUGCUCCCCAAGGGUGGCGAAGCCGUCUGGGGCAACUCGACCUGGGCGCCCGAUGACCAGCCGGGCCAGACCAUGACCUUCGGGAACCUGCUGCACUUCCGCGAGAGCAACUCGACCUGGACGCAAAAGAACCUCACCACGGCCGAGAGCCUGGCCUACCUCCUCGACCAGAGCGAGGAGUGGUACCGCAACCAGGUGCUGACCAGCUACUCGCACGGCGUCGCGCACACAGCCCGCGAAGUCGAGGCCAACGAGAACGAUCCGCGCACGUGGCUGAACCCGCUCGAGACCCGCCUGCCCCUCGCCCCGGACAUGAAGAUCUACUGCUUCUACGGUGUCGGCAAGCCCACCGAGCGCAGCUACUUCUACCAGGAGGAGCGCGACCCGCUCGUCAACCUCAACGUCAGCAUCGAUACCACCGUGACCACGCCCGACGGCGUGGACCACGGCGUCCUCAUGGGCGAGGGCGACGGCACCGUCAACCUACUCAGCACGGGCUACAUGUGUGCCAAGGGCUGGCAUAUCAAACGGUACAACCCCGCCGGCGUGAAAAUCAAGGUCUUCGAGAUGCCCCAUGAGCCGGACCGGUUCUCGCCCCGCGGCGGUCCAAACACAGGUGACCACGUUGACAUCCUCGGCCGCGCCUCACUCAAUGAACUUAUCCUCCGCGUGGCUGGCGGACAAGGAGAGUACAUCGAGGAGACGUUUGUCUCCAGAAUCAAAGAAUACGCGGACCGCGUCAAGAUAUACGACGAAGAAUAA